Molecule: messenger RNA, 1335 nt
Organism: Spinacia oleracea (spinach)
Lineage: Eukaryota; Viridiplantae; Streptophyta; Magnoliopsida; Caryophyllales; Amaranthaceae
Product: petal death protein
Exons: 6
Coding region: 156-1070 (304 amino acids)
Molecular function (GO): catalytic activity
Source: RefSeq, a predicted model, not a curated record
AUUCUUGGUAGUGUAGUACUAUAAAUAGAAGAGAAAACAACACAAACAUAAUCACAACACACACAACUUCUAUCAAGUGAUCAUCCUCUUCUUCCUCCUUCCUUUUACAAAAUAAUAUUUUCUCUAUUUCUUAGCUUUAUUACUUUUUACUAAAAAUGGGUUCUCUUGAGGCUGCCGCUCCUCUAGGGAGGACAACCGUGCACCGCUUGAUCGCGGAGGAAGGAUCGGUGUUGAUGCCCGGUAUCCAAGACGCCUUCUCCGCCGCCAUUUGUUACAAAACUGGCUUCAAAGCUUGUUUUGUCUCUGGCUUUGGUGUCUCUGCCGCCCUCCUUGGCUUGCCUGACUUUGGCUUGCUCACAACAACAGAAGUAGUAGGAACUGUUCGUAGAAUUACCGCUGCUGCUCCAAACUUGUGUGUCGUUGUCGAUGGAGACACUGGAGGGGGUGGCCCACUUAAUGUUCAAAGGUUCAUCAAAGAGUUGAUUGCUGCUGGUGCCAAGGGUGUCUUUCUUGAGGAUCAAGUAUGGCCCAAAAAGUGUGGUCAUAUGCGUGGUAAGAGUGUUGUACCGGCAGAGGAGCAUGCACUUAAAAUAGCAGCUGCAAGAGAAGCUAUUGGUGAUUCUGAUUUCUUCUUGGUAGCAAGGUCUGAUGCAAGGGCUCCCCAUGGCCUUCAAGAAGCUAUUCGACGGGCUAACCUUUACAGAGAGGCUGGAGCUGACGCAACCUUUGUCGAGGCACCUGCAAAUCUUGAAGAGCUAAAAGAGGUUGUUAGGGAUGUUAAGGGUUUGAGAAUUGCUAACAUGAUUGAAGGUGGAAAGACUCCAUUACACACACCUGCAGAGUUUAAGGAAAUGGGAUUCCACUUGAUUGCUCAUUCACUCUCAACAAUUUAUGCCACAACCAAAGCAUUGGUUAGCAUUAUGAAGGUUCUUAAGGAUAAGGGUACUACCAGGGAUGACUUGGAUCAGAUUGUUACUUUCUCUGAGUUUAAUGAUAUGAUCAGCUUGGAGUCUUGGUAUGAGCUUGAAUCAAAGUUCAAGACCUUUACUCCAAAAUCUUUGGAAUCAUAAGAUGUGCGUGGUUAUCUAGCAUGCCAAUUUGAGGCGAUAGAAGUUAAGCGUUUAAAAUAAUUUCAAAUCGAUCAUAUUAUUUUUCUUGUUUAGAGUUGUUUGAAAUAAGGCAUGGGUAAUGCUUGUUAGUUUGAUUUGUAGUGAAAGAUCAAGAUUCAUAUGAUAUUAUGAUGUAUUCUUUUGUUUUGUUUAGCAUUCCAUGAGUUUAUUUAUGUUACGUUACUUUCCAUGUAAGAAAAUGAAUAAAAUAAUUUAUUCUUGCUUA